Diospyros lotus (date-plum) is the source of this 1263-nucleotide messenger RNA. RefSeq lists its product as uncharacterized. Gene Ontology annotation, molecular function: nucleic acid binding; RNA-DNA hybrid ribonuclease activity. The coding region runs from base 1 to 1263 and encodes 420 amino acids. NCBI's taxonomy places the organism in Eukaryota, Viridiplantae, Streptophyta, Magnoliopsida, Ericales, Ebenaceae. The transcript is spliced from 2 exons. The record is from RefSeq and is a predicted model, not a curated record.
AUGGAUAUGCCGGCCCUGAGGAAUGUGAAAGAGGUACAGAGCCUUACGGGUAGGAUGACAGCCCUUGGCAGAUUCCUUUCUCGUUUGGCAGAAAAAGGCCUUCCUUUCUACAAGGUCUUAUCGAAAGCAAAUAACUUCGAAUGGAAUUCUGAAUGCCAGCGAGCUUUCGAAAAGCUGAAGGAGCACCUAGCCACGCCUCCGGUUCUUACCAAACCGAAGCCCAGAGAACCAUUAUACAUAUAUCUGGCGGUGGCCAAUGAGGCCGUAAGCUCGGUAUUGAUUCGAGAAGAAAAUAGGAUCCAGAGGCCCGUUUAUUAUGCAAGUAAACGAUUAUCGGGAGCCGAGGUUCGGUAUCUUCCUAUGGAAAAACUGGCUUUCGCCUUAAUAACAUCGGCGAGGAAACUCCGACCCUACUUUCAAGCUCAUACGAUUAUAGUGCUUACUAACCAAUCCUUGAAGCAGGUUCUUAGCAAGCCAGAGCUUUCAGGCCGGAUGUUGAAGUGGGCAGUAGAGCUCACCGCCUUCGACAUUGAGUAUAGGCCGCGAUCGGCCAUUAAGGCGCAGUCGCUAGCAGACUUCAUUGCCGAAGGGAUAGGAGCUCCCGAAGGUCCCGAAGAAAAUCAGAAACCAUGGUUAGUGGCGGUAGACGGAAGCUCGACCUCGGGCGGCGGUGGAGCAGGAUUAAUGAUAAAGAGUCCCGAAGGGCAAAUAUGGCCUUAUGCACUGCAUUUUGAAUUCCGAGCAUCUAACAACGAAGCAGAAUAUGAGGCCUUAUUGGCUGGGCUGAGGUUGGCUGAACAGUUGGGAGCUCAAAACGUUGAGGUGGAAUACGUCCCUCGAGCCAUGAAUACAGAGGCGGACUUGCUGUCCCGAAUCGCCUCUUCCUCUUUCCCUACAAGCUCUCGGGAAAUUCGGAUCGAAUCUCUUCCGCAAAAGAGUAUCGAAGAAGCCGCAGACCAAUUUUGUAUCGAUGACGAGCCUAGCUGGAUGGACCCCCUGUUGUCAUAUUUGAGAGAGGAAAAGCUCCCCGAAGACGACUCGGAGGCACGGGAGGUCAAACGAAAAGCCCAAAAUUUCGUGUUAGUCGGUGAGGAACUAUACAGAAGGUUUUUUUCACAACCAUUGCUCAAAUGUAUCCGACCUCGCGAAGCAGACUACAUCCUACGGGAGAUUCAUGAAGGAAUAUGUGGAAACCACAUCGGAGCUCGGGCGCUUAGUCAAAAGGCCCUGCGGCAGGGGUAUUAUUGGCCAACGAUGGUGUGA